Molecule: messenger RNA, 1470 nt
Organism: Diversispora eburnea
Lineage: Eukaryota; Fungi; Glomeromycota; Glomeromycetes; Diversisporales; Diversisporaceae
Source: the annotation of a GenBank genome assembly
AUGAAUUUUAUCGGGGAGGAUUAUGAUAAUGUAACUUGGGAUACUAGAGCAACGAGUUCUUUACAACCCGAAGAUCUUUCAGAUGAUGAAAAUACUGAUGGUGCAACUGAAAGCAACAAUGAGGACUCAACUUUUAGCAAUGUUGACGAUGCUAUGUUCUCGACUUUAGCGACAUCAUCACUUAUCUAUCCUGCUGCAGAUCCUAUGAAAACAAAUCAACCACCAGAUUCAUAUUUAUCUAAUGUUGUCGUGCCAGUUUUAUUUCCUAUGAAAAUAACUGUCACAGAACCACAAAAACAAUUAGAUGGAACCAAAGAUGCUUUUAUUUCUUAUUUAAUAACUACCAAGACAACUUUGGACACAUUUCUUGAGCCUACAGCGAAAGUUCGACGGCGAUUUCAAGACUUCGUACUUCUAUAUAAUUCACUCAGUCGUGAUUUUGCUGCUUGUGUUAUUCCACCAUUACCUGAUAAACAUAGAAUGGAAUAUAUAACCGGCGACAGAUUUGGACCCGAAUUUGUAGAAAAGAGACGGGCAAGCCUUCAAAGAUUUUUGGAAAGAAUAGCUCGUCAUCCAACUUUACAAAAGAGUGAAUAUUUUAGAAUUUUUUUGGAAUCAAGAGAUUGGGCAAGUUACAUAUUAUUGAAUGGGCAAUAUAAACAAAAGAAAGCCGGAGAUGGUGUUUUUGAGAAUUUGGGAGAUGCCCUGCUUAAUGCAUUUUCUAAACUUAAAAAACCAGAUGAAAGAUUUGUUGAAAUGAAAGAAAGUGUCGAAAAACUCGAAGAAAAUUUGCAAGCAGUUGAGAGACUAUAUCAAAAGAUAAUUAAAAGACAGACAGACCUAGAGGCGGAUUAUAGAGAAUUCGGUUCCAGCGUCACUGGAAUGGGUCAAUUAGAAACGGAAAUCACUGCGCCUUUGCAACAAUUUGGGGACACAGUUUCCAAGUUUGCAGAUGCAUGGAAACAGAUGACGGACCGAGAAGAACAUGGUUUUUUGAAUCAGAUUCACGACUAUCUUACUUAUUGUCAUUGUGUUAAGAACGUUCUUAAAUUACGAGAUCAAAAACAAGUGGAUUUUGAAGAGCUUUCAGAAUAUCUGCAAAAUGCUCUGAAUGAGAAAGCAAAUCUUGUCAAUACAGGAAAAGCAUCUACUGGUAUAUCUUCAUAUUUACGCGAAAAGGUUGAUAAUAUAAAAGGUAUAGAUCAAGAACAAGCUAAGAAAGAAAAGAUACAAAAGCUAGAUACAAAAAUUUUAGAGCUUCAAAAGGAAGUCGAAAGUAGUAAUGAUGUCGCAAAUAAAUUUUCAUCUGAGGUAGCCAAAGAAUUUGAAGUAUUUCAAACUGGAAAAACAAUUGAAAUGAAAGAUUACUUACUUUUAUACGCUGACAGUCAUGUAGAAUUUUAUCGCCAGAGUAUUGAAUUAUGGGAAGAAAUCAUCCCCAUUUUAGAAAAUAUUAAAUUUCAUGCGUAA